AUGGAUGAUAAGGCUAUAUUUAAUUAUUGUAGAAACCUCGGCUGCUGUGUAGCUUGCUGCCUUCGAUAUCUCGGUAUUAAAAACUCAAAUGCUUAUGCGAAUCCAACAAGUUUUGCUACAAAAUUUCAAGCCGAGGAGACGUUAAAUAAAGCCCCAGAAGACGCUGAAAAAUGUACGAGUACAGUAAUUGAGGACAUUAGUGAUGUACUAAAUGAAUCACAAAGCCAAGAAAUAAAGACAGAAGAUAAAAUAAAUAUUGAAAAUACACAAGAGAAUAAUAUAAACUCAACUAAUACUAUAAAUGAAUCGAGUAAUGGUGUUGAAGUAUUCGGUAAUGGGUCCUCUCCACCAUCGAAGAAACUUAAGUUAUCAACAUGCAUCAGUUGCUUAGGUGUUUUACAGGAAUUCACUUGGCAAGAGAGUAUUGAUAUGGUGAAAGAAGUUCUUGAUAAGAAGGGUUAUGCUUGCAACACAUUUGCCUGCGCCCUCUCCGCACCAAUAGCUACAAUGCUACGUGAAAGAGUUAUUACUUUGCAACUGACUAAUGAGUUCCCGGAAUAUGAUCAAAAUUCCCUUACUCCGUUAAAGGAGGCUUGGAAGUGGUCGUUUGGUACACAUUUAUCGAGACACAUCCAUAAAACUCUUGACUCGGGAGCCAUUUCUCCGUUGUUAGUCACACUUAAUAUUGACUAUGAUGAUGAUAUACAGGAACUAGAGAUUCUUAAGAAGGUGUCACCUCAACUGUUUGAAGAAAGAAGUAGACAAAGAAGGAGAUUUGCUACAGAAUUCACUCGUAGAUCAGUCGAACAGGCACUAGAGACCGCCACGCUAUCUUCUUUCCGCGCGGCGGGCGAUGCUCUAUGCCAUGUUAGUUCUCACGCACACUGCGUUAGUGUUAUAUGUACCCACGCGCCCAUUUACUUAUGUGGGAGGUAUAUAAAGCUGAGUAGAAAUCUUCCCCAAUCACCAUGGGUAUUAGAUGGCAAGAGGGUGCUACCUUCGUCAGUACAAGAAAUUAUCUUUGGACCCAUAGCAAAAUUUUACAAUUUUAGUGAUGUCGACUGUGAAGGUAGAUUGAAAUUUAUAGCAGCCGGCAGAGAAGACGUUGAUGUAAGGUGUCUGGGUGACGGGAGACCGUUUGCUAUUGAGAUAACAGAUCCCAAGCGUGAACUGACAUCCGAAGAAUUGAAUGAAGCUUGUGAUAUAAUAUGUACAAGUGGGGAGGUGGUUGUUAAGAAACUUGUGCCUAUUAAUAGGGAGGACCUCGCGUUGCUGAAAAAAGGUGAAGAGACAAAAAGCAAAACUUACGAGGCGCUGUGUAUCAAACUGACUCACUCCAAACAUGAUGAUUGCCCUGCAGACAGCCCGAUAACAAUGAGCCCCACAGACUUGCGGCUGAUCAACGGAUAUAAGGAAACUAAUGAUGUGACAAUGAUGAUCUCACAGAAGACUCCGCUUAGAGUUUUACAUCGAAGACCUCUUCUUGUCAGGAAAAGAGAGAUUCUAGAAAUGUCAGCUGUGGCUGUACCUGAACAUCCCCAGUUGUUUCGUUUGUCCGUCCGUACGUCAGCGGGGACGUACGUCAAGGAGUGGGUCCACGGGGAGUUGGGGCGAAGCACCCCGUCUUUGGGGGACGUCAUCGGAGCCCGAGUGGACCUGCUAGCUCUGGAUGUCACAGCUGUACAUCUACAAUGGCCGCCAGACAAACAAUAA
Danaus chrysippus (African queen) is the source of this 1713-nucleotide messenger RNA. Lineage: Eukaryota; Metazoa; Arthropoda; Insecta; Lepidoptera; Nymphalidae. The record is from the annotation of a GenBank genome assembly.